Molecule: messenger RNA, 1569 nt
Organism: Trypanosoma theileri
Lineage: Eukaryota; Euglenozoa; Kinetoplastea; Trypanosomatida; Trypanosomatidae
Exons: 1
Coding region: 1-1569 (522 amino acids)
Source: RefSeq, a predicted model, not a curated record
AUGGCACAACAUCCUGACAAGAUAAAAUGGAAAGAACACAUGUCGCACGGGUUAUCCGCAUCUCAAUUUGGAAUGGCUCUCGGUUUGUGUGGUCGAGUUGUUGACUUUGUAGACUAUCUACGCAAUAUCGUUGGAACAGAAUUGGAAUUCACUGGCAAUGCCAGUACUUCCCACGGUAUUGUAACAGAAGCAAAAUCACGUUCCUUGUAUGAGUUAUUAACAGGUAAUGCUGUUAGCGACGGUGGUUUCUUCUUAACGGAUGAUGGUUUGCUUGGCUGCUCUCCAGAUGGACGUAUGUUUUACCGUACAAAUUCUCAAAACGGUGAUUCCCAACCUCAAGUGAAGGGAAACAUUAGUACUAUAGAAGUAGAUACAAGAGAAAAAGCUGUACCUACUGUUAAGAUACCCUUUCGAUCCAAAUGGCAACCUCAAGUUCAUUCCACAUCUUCUUUAGAAUCUUCUUCUUCAUCUUCUCCUAUGCAAGAGAAGUGUCGUUUAUUAGAAAUUAAAUCCCCUUUUCACUCCUUGUAUGAUGGUUCAAAGCCAGCGUAUCAACCGUUUGGUAUUCCCCAGCAGUAUCUUUGCCAGAUGCAAGGACAAAUGGCCAUUGCUGGUGUAGACGAGUGUGACUUCUUUGUCUAUUUAGAUAAGCCGGCCUGUCAAGUAGUGGCCUGGCGUGUUUAUCGCAGUCAAGAGUUCUGGGAAUGGGCAGGUCCGAAAUUACGACAAGUUUCGCAGUGGGUGCGUGAUGGUCCUCCAUCGUGGUUAAACCGUAGUUUUGAGUUUGACGCCUUUGAUUUCUCAAAACUUGUGGUGGAGCCUCUUAUUUUUCCAUAUGAUAUCACAGAGAAUGCACCUAUUCGUGAUCCUCGUCGAUUUCCUUUUUUUGAGCGCCAUCCUAAUCCAUAUGAGAGUACGACAUCAUUAUUAUUAAAGGAUGAUCAAGAGGCUUUAUUGCGAAGUCUUAUGAAUCCAGUAACACGUUUUUUAUUUUAUAGUGAGACCGAUUCACAAACAGAAGAUGGAAUGCAAAAAGAGGAAUGUGUACUGUGGUGUAGAUCAGAGAAACCUAUUCCUGAAUCUGCAACGGUUGGUAUUUCUUGGAAUUCCCUUAAUGUGGAAAAGAAUUCUACCAAUGAUAUUGCAAAUUGGAAUAUGAAAGUAGCGGUAAAAAAACCACUUGAUUUUAAUAAUGGUAUAGUGAUAUGUACUGUACAUAAUAGACAGGUUAAGUUUAACGAGAAUAAUGAUAAUUCUAUCAGUGUACGUUAUUUUGAGCGUUUGUUUUUUACUUCUUUACUGCCUUUAACAACCCAAUCACCGGCACUUGAAGCUGUUGCCCCUUCUACGGUGAUGGAUCCUUUGAAUGAUGGUUGUGAUGACCCCUCCUCUAGGCCGGAAACUGUUAAUGAAUGUAGUCAAAGAUCUUUUUAUUUCAUUAACGAAACUAAACGUUUUGAUAAACGACGAAGGUCUUGUUCAAUCUCUGAUGACUCUGUUAUUAUUAUUGAGAAUGAAUCAACAUCUCGUCGAUCAGUUUCCAUAGAGGUUUGUACGUUGUCACAAUAA